AUAAAUCAAGAGCUAGAACUGGGUUAAACAGGACAAACAUCGAGAUGAUCCCGAUCGCCAGAUCCUCCGCCCUGCGGGCCGUCCGGUCCCAGCUCUCUCAGCGCCGAAGCCUGUCUCCCACCUCGGCCGCCGCACUUGCCCGCCUCCUCUCGACGCUCGCGGUCCUCGAACAACGCGACGGCAAGCUGGCUAGCUCGUCGUUGGCGGCGAUUGUGGCGGCGCAGAAGCUGGGCGGGCCCGUUACUGCCUUUGUGGCCGGCAAGGGCGUGAAGAGUACAUCUGCUGCGGAGGCGGCGAAGAUCCAAGGUCUGGAGAAGGUGGUUGCGGUCGAGAAUGAGGCUUACGAGAAGGGCCUUCCGGAAAACUUUGCGCCUCUGCUGGUUGAAAAUAUCAAGCAGGGCGAAUAUACACACAUCAUCGCGGGACACUCGGCUUUUGGGAAGAGUCUGCUGCCGCGCGUGGCGGCGUUGUUGGACGUCCAGCAGGUUUCUGAUAUCACGGCCAUUGAGAGCGAAGACACUUUCGUUCGCCCCAUCUACGCUGGAAAUGCAGUUCUGACGGUGCAAUCCAGCGACCCGAUCAAGGUGAUCACAGUUCGUGGCACGGCCUUCCAGGGCGUGGAGACCGAGGGUGGUUCCGCCACCGUGGUGGACGGGACAGAUCCCAACACCCCCUGCCCGACGGAAUGGGUGUCGGAGGAGCUGGCAAAAUCCGAGCGGCCAGACCUGGGGACGGCCUCGCGCGUGGUCUCUGGCGGGCGAGGACUGAAAUCCAAGGAGGAGUUCGACCGGUUAAUCCUCCCGCUGGCGGACACGCUGGGCGCCGCCAUCGGUGCGUCUCGCGCCGCCGUCGACAGCGGGUUUGCCGACAACAGUCUCCAGGUUGGCCAGACGGGGAAGAAUGUCGCCCCGCAGCUGUACCUGGCUGCCGGUAUCUCGGGCGCUAUCCAGCACCUGGCGGGUAUGAAGGAUAGCAAGGUCAUUGCUGCCAUCAACAAGGACCCAGAUGCGCCCAUCUUCCAGAUUGCGGAUGUGGGACUCGUCGGCGACCUCUUCGAGAAGGUGCCCGAGCUGACGGAGAAGCUCAAGAAGCAGUAGUCUUGCAAAUAGUAUAAUCAAUACCGUGUAUUCUCUUCUUCUGUCUCUUGCUCUGGAUUUGGAUUCCUCAAUCAAUCGUUUCUAUCCAUUCGGCGUUAUGCACUAAACAACCAAAGCUACAAGUAUCAAAGAUCAAUUACCCAGUUC
This is a messenger RNA of Penicilliopsis zonata CBS 506.65, 1244 nucleotides long. RefSeq lists its product as hypothetical. Gene Ontology annotation, cellular component: mitochondrion. The transcript has 3 exons. Bases 45 to 1097 code for a protein of 350 amino acids. The record is from RefSeq and is a predicted model, not a curated record. NCBI's taxonomy places the organism in Eukaryota, Fungi, Ascomycota, Eurotiomycetes, Eurotiales, Aspergillaceae. Gene Ontology annotation, molecular function: electron transfer activity; flavin adenine dinucleotide binding.